AAUGACCGUCGCGACAUGAGGAAAUAGCAUUCAUUGGCAUUGGCGGGAAAAGACGGUACCAAGUCUCGUACGUGUCAAAAGAAGAUUUCAUCCAAAAUGGCUUAACAAGACGAGAUGAUGCCAACACAAGAUGCUGAGAGACAGGGGCAGGUUGCUGAUGGAGACUGUGCAGAGACUCAGGACCAAGCACUGGCCUUGAGGAGACCAGGCAAUCAGGACCAGACAACAGAUGAUGCACAUGCAUCACACCACUCUGGUCAUCCAUCAGUUGACAUAUCAGAGAAUCCACCAAGUACAUCACAGCAACCACCAACACCACAUGUGGCCUCAGGUGCACAAGAUUCCCCACAACGAACUGGAACCAUCGGAACCAUCGGCACAAUCAGUGGCAGUUACAAUCCUGUCAUUGUUGGUUCAAAUGCCGUUAAUAUUACUUACAACUUACAAGGUGGUGCCGGUGCACAUGCAUCACACCACUCUGGUCAUCCAUCAGUUGACAUAUCAGAGAAUCCACCAAGUACAUCACCUCAACCACCAACACGGCAUGUGGCCUCAGGUGCACAAGGAUGCAGCGCCCCCAAAAAGAUGAAGCUUGACAGUCCGGCCCAAGAUGCUGCUGAUUGUUGUGAAGGUGAACUGAAGUCCUACUACAGGGGGAAAGGUAGCUUUGUUAAGGUACUUCCAUGGGAGGGUGAUGACAGGAAACACAUUAUGGAAAUCUACACAAAGUUACAGUUGAUACUCGGUAAGGACAGAGUCAUGCUGACAUCAUAUGACAAUAUAUUACAACUUAAGACAAAAGAGGGAGAACUGAUCCUAAUAGCUGUUUUAACUGGGUUGGCUGGUAGAGGAAAGACCACACUGUUUGACAAAAUGGCAUAUGAUUGGGCAGUUGGUUCUAGUCAGGUACUACAGAAGUAUAAACUUGUCUUCCUGUUGAAAAUGCAUGCACUGGAGCAGAGUUCAGAUCUUGUUGAUGCAGUUUUUGACCAACUGUUGGCUAAAGAUACAAGUAUUGAAAGAGGUGCCCUGGAUAUGUUUAUCAAGAAGAGUCCUGGAAAAGUCCUUGUUUUACUAGAUGGCUUUGAUGAGCUCAUGACUACCUCCUUGUGUGAAUCCUCAUUUGGUUCCAUUCUGGAGAUCCUAAGUGGUAAGGUGUUGAGGGGUUGUACUGUACUUGUAAGCACCCGCCACUCACACAUUGACAUACUUGUAUCAGACAAACUGGUUCAGGAACCAUUCACACUUGUUGAGGUCAUGGGUUUCAGUCGGAAAGAUGUCACCGAGUAUGUUAAUAAAUUUUUCAAGGGUGAACCUGACAAGGCCAAGGGGCUUCGUAAAAAGAUUACAUCAUCAUCCCUUCUGUCUGACUUAGCUGCAAGUCCAAUGCUUCUUCUUUUGAUGUGUGUACUUUGGAAAGAAGACUGCACACUCCCAGAAACAAUGUCACGUCUGUAUUGUGAUGGAGUUUUAUACAUUUUCAAAAGAAAAGGAUUGGACUCAAAAGGUGAAGUACCAAAAGUUAUGAUUGAAAUUGGCAAGGUUGCGUUGCAUGGUCUUCUUUCUCCAGAUCAGUCACUCUCUUUCAAAGAAAGUGACUUUGAGCCAAGUGUGCUUGAGCUGGCUCUGAAGGCAGGUAUUCUGACCAGACAGAGAGUCCGCAAGAGACUACAGACUCACAACAGUUUUCAGUUUAUUCACAAGACAUUCCAGGAAUUCUCUGCUGCUGCUUACUUGCAAAGCUUGUUAGAAGCAGACCCAGAGGAGUUUCAGAAGAUUUUGAAUGAAAUUAUGUCAAAGGGUGCAAUAAGGUUUGAGUAUCUUUUGCAUUUUUGUUGUGGUGACAAUGAGGCAUGUACAUAUGAGAUUCUGAAGGUAUUUCAGGUGAGGUGUCAGAAGAAGUUGUCAUUCAAAUCAAAGAUGGGUCAGUUGGCGCUUCAUUGUUUCUUUGAAGGUCAAUCCAAACGUUUGCCUCCAGAGGAAUUCAUACAAUCAUUCAUAACAGAUGAAAUUCGCAUUCAUAGGCAUGACAGGCAUUGUCUGAACUCAGUCAUAUACUUUGUGAAAUGUGUUGCUGAACAGACAAAAGGCAGUGGCAACAAAUACCUUGCUAAGGUACGCAAAUUAUAUGUACACUUUUGCAAAUGGACAUGGUUUAUUGAGGAGUUGGGUGUUACCAUGUGUGCAAUGACAAAUCUUAAUGCUGUAGAUUUCAGGGAUGUUGAAGAUAUUGCUAAGUUGCUCAAGGAUCUACCCAACUUGGUACGUGAACUGAAUCUUUCCGGUAAUAACCUGGGUGGUACAGCAGCAUUGUGGUGCAUGCAUUUACAACAGUUCAAGUCCCUCACAAAGCUGGGCUUGGGUAUCUGCUCACUGAAUGGACAGGACAUCAAACAUGUUGCUGAGUCACUCAGGGAUCUUCCCAACUUGUUUGAAUUGAAUCUUUUUGGUAAUAAGCUGGGUGGUACAGCAGUAUUGUGGUGCACUGAUUUAAAACAGUUGAAGUCCCUAACAAAGCUGGCCUUGCAUGACUGUUCAUUGAAUGGACAGGAUAUCAAACAUUUUGAUCUACCCAACUUGGUUGAAUUGAGUCUUUCUGGUAAUAACCUUGGUGAUGAUACAGCAGCAAUAUGGUGCAUGCAGAUAAAGCAGUUGAAGUCCCUCACAAAGCUGAAGUUGGUUAACUGCUCAUUGAAUGGUCAGGACAUCAAACAUAUUGCUGAGUCACUCAGGGAUCUACCCAACUUGGUUGAAUUGGAUCUUUCUCAUAAUGACCUGGGUGGUACAACAGCAUUAUGGUGCAUGCAUUUGAAGCAGUUCAAAUCUCUCACAAAGCUGGACUUGCGUGGCUGCUCAUUGAAUGGACAGGACAUCAAACAAGUUGCUCAGUUACUCAGGGAUCUACCAGUACCCAACUUGGUUGAAUUGGAUCUUUCUGGUAAUAACCUGGGUGGUACAGCAGCAUUAUGGUGCAUGGAGAUAAAGCAGUUGAAGUCCCUCACAAAACUGGUCUUGAAUAGCUGCUCAUUGAAGGGACAGGACAUCAAACAUGUUGCUGAGUCCCUGAGGGAUCUACCCAACUUGGUUGAAUUGAAUCUUUCUCAUAACGACCUGGGUGGUACAGCAGCAUUGUGGUGCAUGGAGGUAAAGCAGCUGCUGCACCUGAGGCUGAACCUCGGAUACUGUAACCUAACAAAACAAGACAAGAAACAUUUAUUAAAAAGUAAAUGAGUGACCUGAAGAAGAAUAGAUAGUCAUUGACAUCCUAUCUUAAUAGAUCCUAUGCUGUCUGUCUGUCUGUCCAGAAAGUGACCUUAAAUUAUGAUUAAGGUAUUAAGUGUUGUGAAGGAAUGCAUGUAAUUUUAUCUGCCUGUUCUUUGCACAAUCGAAAUAAUGCAAAAGUUAUUAUAUGAAUAAUAAGUUUUGUCAUUGCUUUGGUUGUGAAUGAAGUUUGUGGUCAAAGAGUUUUUUGGGUUUUUUUUUUCGUUACGAAGUUUGAAGCAAAAAUUGUAACAGCAGUUAUUUGAGUUAACAGAGAUUUCCUCAGUGUGGCUCCUUCAUUGGAACCUUUCAGAAAUUCUCAAAGAUCUUUCUAUUAAUUAAGCUGCACAUCACAGCACAUUGACAGCUAAAGACGUGAAGCAUAGACACUGUAGGCGUGGCACUGAUGGGUAUGUAGGACUUCUGCCUCAAUUGAUCAGAUUGCUGAAUCUUUUCUUCAUUAUACACAAGACAUAGUGACUCAGCAACAUCAUGCAAGUCCAGUACACUUCUAUCAGUCAACUGUGUUAUCUGUGUUGUCACCCAUUACAAAGCUGGAAAGGUUACUAUCUGGUUGUAAGAUUCUGUUCAGCAAUCUGCGAUUGUUGUCUUGUGAAGCCGUCUAUAUUAUUUGUGAAGGCUUGUUUUCUUUCACGUCUGAGUGGUUCCUACACUUUCUGUUUCCCCUCUUGGGGGGAGGGGGACUGGAGUUCCAACCAUCUACCACCCUCUGACUUAACACAUUCUGUUGUAAAGUCACCAGCUGUGAGGGGAUCUUUCAUUGACAUUUUCAUUUGAGUGUUUAUUACACUUUGUGUUUUCCUGCCUAUCAGCUGUGAGUGUAUCUUUCCUUGAACAUGCCUCUGUCUAUCUCUGCUGGUUUGUGUUUCCCUGGGGGAGUGAGUCCCAGUCAUCUACCACCCUCUGACUGACACAUUCUGCCUAUCAGCUGUGAGGGGAUCUUUCCUUGAACAUGCCUCUGUCUGUCUCUGCUGGUUUGUGUUUCCCUGGGGGAGUGAGUCCCAGUCAUCUACCACCCUCUGUCUGAACACAUUCUGCUUAUCAGCUGUGAGGGGAUCUUUCCUUGAACGUGCCUCUGUCUAUCUCUGCUGGUUUGUGUUUCUCCUAAGGGAGUGAGUCCCAGUCAUCUACCACCCUCUGUCCGACCACAUUGCGCCUAUCAGCUCCACAUGUGUCUCUCUGUUUCUGCUGCUGUGUUUCUUUCCUGUACUGCCUCUCAUACAUUUGAAGAUCUUGUACUGACUCCGAGCCAAUUCAAUCACCCUCAUCAACUGAAAGUCAACAUUCCUUUGUCCCCUUAAUGUCUCCCUGGCCCAUACAGAAAGUCCCUUGGCCUUGUCAGGUUUGAACCCUUAGCUGCAUCAACUGACUUGAACUGUCUGCUCAGAUUAAUCAUUACAGUCAAAUUUGGACCUUCCCACAUUGAUGGGGAAAUAUCCAGCACAAAGUGCUGGUUAGUGGUGACAUUUUGUGAGUCUCAUUGUCAAGUUCUGCGAAAACACUUCUAAAGAUCUGCCCAAGCAAAUGAUUUCUGUAUUGGAUAGUUUAACUGCACCUUGCACAUUGUACAGAUGUAACAGUUGUAAUUACAUGUAGUGUGGUCAUUACUCUAAAAUAUGAUGAUUGGGGAUAACAUGUACAUGUAGAAAUACAACCAGCCAUUCUCAUUAACUGUAAUAAUUGUACAUUACAUGAUAAAUUGUUUGUAAAUAUGCAGAGGUAAUUUAUAUUUUUAUAUUUUUGCUAUUUUUGUAUCAAUUGUUAAAUGAAUAUUGCUGCAAAUUGCCUACUGACCUGAUUGACCUGCAGUGUACAAUCAUUUCUGUAAAAAUGUCUGAAAUACCUGUGUUUGUAAGUACAUUGUAUUAAAAUUCGUCGUCUGUUUCGCAAAUGCACUUUUCUUAUGAGUUUUACUGUGCUGAACAUUAUUUAAUAAUUUGUAAUGUAUGCAGGGCCCCAAUGGAAGUUUUUUACAACUGUUUGGGCACACCCUGGGUAUAAAGAAAUGGAACAAAUAAAUAAAAGAAAUCAAGUGAGAUGGCUUGACUUUUCAAUCCUAGUAGGGUCUGUCUCAAAUGCAAACAAAACUAUGUGAAUAUUUGAUAUUGCUCAUCUGAAGAUUGGGCAAAGUGAGCCAGAUUGUUCUAUUUUUAUAACUUCUAUUUUGUAUUAAUAUGUAUAGUCUGAUGUACAUUUUACAGCAGCCAACUUCCCUUGUUUUUGUACCAAGUCAUAAGAAUCAUGAAACUUGCCAUCAUUGGAUCCAGUACAACCCAGAUUUGUUAUCUUUUUAAUAUCAAUAUCUUUUUAAUUGUAUAGUGUUUACAAUGGGUCAGAUGUUUGUUAUUUCCAGAUGAAUGUUGCCUUUAUUAUGCACUGAAUGCCCGCAUCAUUAGCGUAAUGCUGACAUAGCAGGCUGACAUAGUCUAGUGUGGGGUUUUUCUCUUUGUCUUGUGUCACUAACAAUUGAGCAAAGGGUUUGAGUUAAUGAUACACAAGGUUUUCAAGCAAAUCAAUAGAAUUCUUUUCUCAGUCAUUUUUGGCUGUCAGUGUAAAUCUCUGACUUUAGAAAAGGCUACACCAAGUUAGGACACAACAUACAUGUACAUGUAUGUGAAAUUGUCUCAUGUAUUAUUGUAAGUUUUCUGUCAUAUAUUCCGCAUGAGACAGCCAUCACGGAUUUGAUCCAAUCUUUCAAAAUGAGGAUUGCAUUGCUGCUUUGUUUUAGUUGUCACACUUUGAAUAUUCAUAAAGGUUUGGAAAUGAUAACUCAAAGGAUCCUGAUGUUUGGCAGUAUAAUAUUGUUUUAUUUCUAAAGGUUGUUUGUUACUUCCUUGCUGCAAUACUCCAGAAAGAUUUUUAGUGGUAAUUUUCCUUCAUCUCAAAAGACAGUACUGAAACCUCCUCCUUAACUUACUUUGUAUUUAUAGAUAAGUUUCCAGUGAAAGUAAAGCUUCAUGAUUAUUCCUGGUAUGAAGUUAUAAAAAAAUUCAAAAUACAUUUUUGUUCUUACAUCAUGUAUUUUGGUUUUUGAACUAAGCUUACAUCUUUUAAGUUGCAUCUAAAAUUGAUGGGAUUGUUGUUGUAUGCCGAUGUAGUUAAAUAAAGACUCUUUGUAACUGAU
This is a messenger RNA of Patiria miniata (bat star), 6406 nucleotides long. RefSeq names its product NLR family CARD domain-containing protein 4-like. The record is from RefSeq and is a predicted model, not a curated record. The coding region runs from base 115 to 3231 and encodes 1038 amino acids. Gene Ontology annotation, molecular function: protein binding. The transcript is spliced from 6 exons. Lineage: Eukaryota; Metazoa; Echinodermata; Asteroidea; Valvatida; Asterinidae.